This is a messenger RNA of Bemisia tabaci, 2073 nucleotides long. NCBI's taxonomy places the organism in Eukaryota, Metazoa, Arthropoda, Insecta, Hemiptera, Aleyrodidae. The record is from RefSeq and is a predicted model, not a curated record.
AGGGUGGUCUUCCGGCAUGGAUGUUGACUGGGAAUCCAGACAUGCAGCUUCGUACCGCGGACCCCCCUUUUCUGAGUUUCGUGGACAGGUGGUUCCGGGUUCUAUUUGAGAAAAUUACACCUUUACUCUACGGCAAAGGAGGCCCUAUUUUCAUGGUCCAGGUCGAGAAUGAGUACGGGAAUUACUUCCAAUGCGACCAGGGAUAUUUACGAUGGUUGUCGGAGAAGAUGUCGAGUUAUGUGGGUAAAAAUGCCGUCUUGUACACGACGGAUCCAGCGAGUGACAGCGCCUUCAAGUGCGGCCCCGCUCCAGGCGCCCUGGCCACAGUCGAUUUCGGCGCCGGAAAUGACGUAGAUGCUAUCUUCGACUUCAUGAGCUACCGAAACAAAGGAGGACCGUUGGUCAACUCGGAAUGCUACUCGGGGUGGUUGACGCACUGGACAGAACAUUUCGGUGGGGAGGCGACAGGAGCAGUCGUGAAAACCAUGAUAGACAUCCUGAAACGGAACGCGUCGCUCAGUAUUUACAUGAUCCACGGCGGAACCAACUUCGGAUUUACAUCAGGUGCAAACGGUCUUCCAUAUAAACCUGAUAUAACAUCCUAUGACUAUGAUGCGCCAAUUGACGAGGCAGGAGAUCUCACGACAAAAUAUUUUGCGAUACGAAGUGCCCUCCAAAAACACAAAGAUUCUUACAACUUGGACUUCGAUUACGCAAGGGAAAAGACGCCGAUGAAUUACCCGAAAAAAGCUUAUGGUUCCGUCAAACUUUCCGCUGUUGUGUCAAUUUUUAACGCACCUGAUAUCUAUGACGAUGAGCCAGUUUACGAGAAAAUCCCUCAGAGCUUUGAGACGUUGGAAAUAUAUUCAGGUUAUGUGCUGUAUGAAACGUACAUUCCAAAAAAAUUCCCUGACUUCGCUUCUUUGUCGAAUUUAAAAAUUCGAGACAGAGCAAUUGUUUAUUUGGAUGAGGAACAAAGAGCUAUUUUUAAUAGGUCAUCCGAACAUUAUUCAUUGACUCUUUUGCAAAAAGAUAAAGGGAAAAAAUUGAGCAUAUUCAUCGAAAAUCAGGGAUACAUUAACUACGAAAAGCAUAUGCAAGGGGAUUUUAAGGGUCUUCUUUCGAUUCCUGCGGUGGAUGGGAGACCGCUUCUGGGAUGGACCAUGACCAAAAUCAGUUUGUCAAACGUAAAACCACUCCACGACAUGCUGACCACUCCUAACAGCUCGAUGGUUAAACUGCCAGCUUUCUACAUGGCAGAGUUUAAAUUGCCCCAAGAGAAUGGAUCCUAUUCUCAACCUGCAGAUACAUUCCUGGACCCAAGCGGAUGGGGAAAAGGCGUCGUGUUCGUGAACGGAAAGAACAUGGGCCGUUAUUGGCCCAGCGUUGGGCCCCAAAUAACGCUGUAUAUACCGGGCUGUUACUUGAAAGCUUACCCCGGAGUCAACAAAUUGGUCAUCUUGGAGGAAGAAAAAGUUCCUGAAACGCUCGAGAUGAAGUUCCAGGAUAGGCAUAGAUUAAGGGGGUAAGGAAGGCCCAUGUUGAUAACAGUAAUUCAGUCAACUUUGAUGCCCCUUUAAUCAGGAUCUACUGUGUAUUUUUUUCCAAAAAAAUGUUUUGGUUAGAUUCCAUAGAAUCUUUGGAUCGAUUUAACACGAGGUUUUUUGGAACUUCGGUUCAACGUUUCCAGAAAAUUUUGACUUUGAGAACUCAUACCAUUUUUGGAAAUCAAUUUUAUUUAAAAAGAAAAUAGCCCUUGGGAAAGUGAGGAGAUAAAUACCUAAAGUCAAAAAAAAAAAAGGAAAAGAAAAAAAGACCCAAUAGAUCCUGAGGAAAGGAACGGUUUAUGUCAAAAAGCGUGGUUCACGGAAAAUCAGAGUUUUAAAAAAUAAGUAAUAAAAACAACAGUACAUGAGUACAGCUGCACAAUACCUAGACUUUCCCUCACUUUGAAAUCUCCUCAAACCUGACCUAUUCAUCAGACUUUAAACGAAUUGGUCAUAUUUGAUUCGUGAGAGUAUGCAAAACCAAAAUUGCCAAUAAACCGAAAAUCUAAAAAUCUUGACUUUUCUU